GAAAACGAGUCUCUCUAAACACACAAAAACAACAAUACUGAUUAUCAAAAGGAGAGAUUAAGGAAGGUUUGGGAUUUCUUGUCCAUCAAGGAAAUCACCAAAAGGAGAAGGUUAAAGAGGAGAACAUCAAUUGGUGGGGUUGCAUCCAAGCAUGGAUCAAGAAACGAGAGGAGGGCAACGUUCAGAAAGAUUCUUCACUAGAAAAGCAAAUCGAGAUUACAUCGACUAAACACGUCAAGGAUCUGCGUUUGGCUUCCUACGAAGCUAGGCAGAUCUUUGCUGUUAGCGACCUCGAUAUACUUAAUUCUUUAAAAGGGAAAUGGAAGAGCUUGAUCUUCCUCAAAUCUCUUAGGAGCUUCCGGAUGGCUAUUCUUUGAACACGUGAUAAAAACCAAUCAUUUUCUCUGCCCAGUUACCCCCAUGUUUGUCUUGGGUAGGGUUUCUGACCCGAUUGGUCGACCCGAACCACGUGGCUAUAAGAUCCACCAAACAAAUCUCAUCACGUUCACAUUUCCCGAGUCUUCUCUCAGUUUCACUUCCGGGUUUUAUCUCUCUCUCUCUCUCUCUCUCUCUUCUCGCCUCUCUGAACCAACAAAGAAGAAAAAAUGAGCUCCCAAAUCUGCAGAUCUGCUUCGAAAGCAGCAAGGUCUCUUCUCUCUUCAGCUAAGAAUGCUCGUUUCUUCUCCGAAGGACGAGCCAUUGGCGCUGCAGGUGCUGUUACUGCAUCUGGAAAAUUGCCUCUAUAUGCAUCUAACUUUGCAAGAUCAUCAGGUUCUUCAAAGAGUUGGAUCACUGGACUCUUGGCUCUUCCUGCUGCAGCCUUCAUGGUUCAAGAUCAGGAGGUUUUUGCUGCUGAGAUGGAACGCACUUUCAUUGCGAUCAAGCCUGAUGGAGUUCAGCGAGGACUGAUAUCAGAGAUCAUUUCUCGAUUUGAACGCAAGGGAUUCAAGCUUGUUGGUAUCAAGGUUGUUGUUCCUUCCAAAGAUUUCGCGCAGAAGCAUUACCAUGAUCUCAAGGAAAGACCUUUCUUCAAUGGCUUGUGUGACUUCCUUAGCUCUGGUCCUGUUAUCGCCAUGGUAUGGGAAGGAGAAGGUGUGAUCAGAUACGGACGUAAACUGAUUGGAGCCACCGAUCCUCAGAAAUCUGAGCCUGGGACAAUCCGAGGAGAUCUUGCUGUUGUUGUUGGGAGGAACAUAAUCCAUGGAAGUGAUGGACCAGAGACUGCAAAGGAUGAGAUCAAUUUGUGGUUUAAGCCUCAAGAACUUGUCUCUUACACCAAUAACGCUGAGAAGUGGAUCUAUGGCGAUAACUAAAUCCCUCUUUCUCUUUUUUUUUGACGUCCAAUAAAAUUGUUCUUGCUCCGUACCCCCCCACCCCCAAACAAUAAAAACAAAAAUCAGGUAUUACGGAUACAAACACAUUCCGGGUUUUGUAUUUUCCCGGUUAACUCAGUUAUCAGAGCUCAAGUAAUAAUAAGUAUGUGAAUGAAAUUAUUGGAUACUUAAA
Brassica napus (rape) is the source of this 1506-nucleotide messenger RNA. RefSeq names its product nucleoside diphosphate kinase III, chloroplastic/mitochondrial. Gene Ontology annotation, biological process: GTP biosynthetic process; CTP biosynthetic process; UTP biosynthetic process. The transcript is spliced from 8 exons. The coding region runs from base 606 to 1313 and encodes 235 amino acids. Gene Ontology annotation, molecular function: nucleoside diphosphate kinase activity. Lineage: Eukaryota; Viridiplantae; Streptophyta; Magnoliopsida; Brassicales; Brassicaceae. The record is from RefSeq and is a predicted model, not a curated record.